UAAUCUUACUUUUUGCGGUAGUAUUUAUUUCGCACACAUUUUUGAAGAAAAUCAGAAGACAAAUGAGUUGAAGAAAUGGCUGAUGUUAUAGCAGUAGCUAAUGUUGGGUCUGUUUCUCCUGAUGAAGAAGAGAGCUACUUAUAUGGCGAAACUUCUGAAGGAAGACAACCUGCACCAACAGCUAGAGAGGAUGAAGUAUCUUCUAGGCUUGAGUUUAUUUCCAAUGGCCAUAUCGCAGAAGAAGAUAACAUUGUAGAAAAUAACUCAGACAACAAUGCAGAGGAUCAAAAUGAUGAAGAUGGAGAAUUUGAGGAAUCUGAUGACGAUGAAGAUGACAAUAUUCAAGUUCAUAUUGGUGAAGUAAAUACUAGUGGAACUAAUCCUGGUGUCUAUGGUACACCCGUCAAUUGGAAAAAAGAUGCCACGGGUAAUCUGAAAUCUGCUGUUUUGCCAACACAAGGUCAAAAAAAAAUUGAUGUUAAUGCUGUUGGCUUAAUAAAUGGUCAGCCAAUAUAUGAAUAUGAUAUGGAUAAUGAUCAAGAUGACAAACCUUGGAGAAAACCAGGUGCUGAUAUUUCAGAUUAUUUUAAUUAUGGUUUCACUGAAGACACAUGGAAGCAAUAUUGUGAAAAACAAAGGCGCAUGAGGCUUGAAACAAAUCGUGGAUCUUAUAUAGUUACAACAACUCCAUCAAUUACACCUGCUCAAGUUGAGAUUGAAGUUCUACCUGAUGGCAGAACUCGUGUAAAAGCUGGCCCACCACCUGAUAGGAAAGUAGAAGGAUCAAUUCAUGUCAUUGGAUCAGAUGCUGAUGCACGUCGCAAGCAAAAAGAGGAUGAGCUGUUGGCAUUAGCUUUAGGAUCUACUCGUGUGAUAGCUCCAUCAGGCUUUCCAGGUCAAAGACCAAUUUACACUGCGUUACCAGGAGGUACAAUGAUGUUUAACCCUGAAACAUCACAACCACAACAAAUUCAAUCUAUUGGUGGAGGUGCAAGUGGACUACCUCCUGGUCUGCAGUUCCUACCACAUGUAUCUCAAUCUGGAAUGCAGGGUAUGAGUGGUGGCCCUCAAAUGUAUCCUCCAUCCAUGAGUCUUGGAGAUCCAUUUCUUCAUCCUGGUAAUAUGGUUCCUCCUGGUAGUUAUAAUUUUGCAGCUCCAAACCACUAUGAAAGUGACAGUGAAUAUGAUAGCGAUAAUGAAAGUAGACGUCAUAGAAGCAGUCGUCGGGAAAGUUCACGUCAUAGGAGACAUAGAGAUAGAAGCGACAGAGAUCGUAGUGAUCGUAGUGAUCGCGACCGUGAUCGUGAUCGCGACAGAUCAAAAACUCGAAGUGAUCGCGAUCAUUCUUCGUCAAGAGCAAAAAGGGAGCAUUCUAAAGCAUCUUCAGACAGGAAGAAGAGAUCGUCUCGCUCAGUCAAACAAGAAUCCGGCGAAGGAAGCGAGGAACCUUCCGAAAGAAAAAGUCGUUCAUCUCGUCGUUCAAAACAUGUGAGCGAUGAACCUGAAGAGAAAAAAGAUAUAACAAAAGUAGAAGGGCCAACGCCGAGCGUUAAAGAAGAACCAGCCGGAGAUUGACAUAUAAUAGAUCUACGAAAUAUAAUUAAGUGUUUUGAACGCUAACUUUCAGAGAUGUGUCUAUAUAAUAUGGCUCAUCGACAUUAUAGAGACGCAUAAAAUCGUUUGUAAAUAAAAGAAGAUUAUUUGUUA
This is a messenger RNA of Hydra vulgaris (swiftwater hydra), 1707 nucleotides long. RefSeq names its product pre-mRNA 3'-end-processing factor FIP1. The record is from RefSeq and is a predicted model, not a curated record. Gene Ontology annotation, cellular component: mRNA cleavage and polyadenylation specificity factor complex. Lineage: Eukaryota; Metazoa; Cnidaria; Hydrozoa; Anthoathecata; Hydridae.